This is a messenger RNA of Panthera uncia (snow leopard), 3398 nucleotides long. RefSeq names its product 5-hydroxytryptamine receptor 1A (gene HTR1A). Lineage: Eukaryota; Metazoa; Chordata; Mammalia; Carnivora; Felidae. Gene Ontology annotation, cellular component: plasma membrane. Gene Ontology annotation, molecular function: G protein-coupled serotonin receptor activity. The record is from RefSeq and is a predicted model, not a curated record. Bases 783 to 2054 code for a protein of 423 amino acids. Gene Ontology annotation, biological process: regulation of vasoconstriction; regulation of behavior; adenylate cyclase-activating adrenergic receptor signaling pathway. The transcript has a single exon.
UAUCGGUGUGACCAGCGGAGGAUACGGUGAAAGUGGAUUCUGAAUCUCUGCCGACAAAAAGGGGCUAGAAGGAAAAGACGCUUAGCUAGAGGGAGAGGAGGGCGGGGACCCAGAGGAAAGAGACACCCAGGGUUGGGGAAGUGUUAGGAGGGGAGGGUUAGCGUAGGAGGGAGGGACACCGUCAGAGCUGUCGGUGCGACACAGAGGGAUAAAGAAAGGGGAGUGAGAAGGAAGAGGGAGACUGAACGAGGGCUGAGAAGGGAGAGGGAGAAAGGGGGAGAGCAGGCUUAAGAGAAAGAGAGGAGACAGGAGGAGAGAGUGGCAAAGAGGAAGGGAGAGACGGAGGAAGAGAUCACAGAGUGACCGCAGAGGACGAGGUUUCUCUAUUCCAGAUACUUCUAAGACCGAAGAUUGUUUGCUAGUGGGGAGACUCCAGCCCCGGCAGCCAGUUGAGCAGCGGCAGAGUAAAAUGGACAGUGAGAAACAGACGUUCCAGCCACCUCUCGGCCGCUCAGAGGUCCCGGAGCUGUUCUCUGGCGAACUCCUUUCCCCGCUGGAGUCUCGGAGCCUGCUGGACCAACGGAGCCCAAGGAGCUCCUAGAAGCUGCUCCUCGGAGAUGCCCUCGCCCGAGCAGUAAGAACUUCCUGCUUGAGUCCCGGCGUUUCCUCCACCUGGAACUCCCCGGGGGGGAGAGAGGGGUAGAAGACCCCAGGGGGAGGGGCGAGGGGGAUCCUAAGGCAGCUCUUUCUCCCCUCCCCCUCCCCCCGCUGGGCGCGCAGGCAUGGAUGUGCUCAGCCCCGGACCUGGCAACAACACCACCUUGUCCGAGGGUCCCUUCGGGACACGCGGCAACGCUACUGUCAUCUCCGACGUGACCUUCGGCUACCAAGUGAUCACCUCUCUGCUGCUGGGCACGCUCAUUUUCUGCGCGGUGCUGGGCAAUGCUUGCGUGGUGGCCGCGAUCGCCCUGGAGCGCUCCCUGCAGAAUGUGGCCAACUAUCUCAUCGGCUCGCUGGCUGUCACCGAUCUCAUGGUGUCGGUGCUGGUGCUGCCCAUGGCUGCGUUGUACCAGGUGCUCAACAAAUGGACACUGGGACAGGUCACCUGUGACCUAUUCAUUGCCCUCGACGUGCUGUGCUGCACCUCGUCCAUCCUGCACCUGUGUGCCAUUGCGCUGGACAGGUACUGGGCCAUCACGGACCCCAUCGACUACGUGAACAAGAGGACUCCCCGGCGCGCCGCUGCGCUCAUCUCCCUCACUUGGCUCAUUGGCUUCCUUAUCUCCAUCCCGCCCAUGCUGGGCUGGCGCACCCCCGAAGACCGCUCGGACCCCGACGCGUGCACGAUUAGCAAGGACCAUGGCUACACUAUCUAUUCCACCUUUGGAGCCUUCUACAUCCCUUUGCUGCUAAUGUUGGUUCUCUACGGGCGCAUUUUCCGAGCUGCGCGCUUCCGCAUCCGCAAAACAGUCAAGAAGGUGGAGAAGAAGGGAGCGGACACCCGCUUUGGUGUGUCGCCAGCCCGGCAGCCCAAGAAGAGCGUAAAUGGCGAGCCAGGGAGCAGAGAAUGGAGGCAGGGCGUGGAGAACAAGGCAGGGGGGGCUCCGUGCACCAAUGGCGCGGUGAGGCAGGGUGACGACGGCGCCGCCCUGGAGGUGAUUGAAGUGCACCGGGUGGGCAACUCCAAAGAGCACCUGCCUCUGCCCAGCGAGGCCAGUAGUAUCCCUUGCGCCCCCGCAUCCUUCGAGAAGAAGAAUGAACGCAACGCCGAAGCCAAGCGCAAGAUGGCCCUGGCCAGAGAGAGGAAAACGGUGAAGACUCUGGGCAUCAUCAUGGGCACAUUCAUCCUCUGCUGGCUGCCCUUCUUCAUCGUUGCCCUGGUCCUGCCCUUCUGCGAGAGCAGCUGCCACAUGCCCACGCUUCUGGGCGCCAUAAUCAACUGGCUGGGCUACUCCAAUUCUCUGCUCAACCCGGUCAUUUACGCCUACUUCAACAAAGACUUCCAAAACGCGUUUAAGAAGAUCAUCAAGUGCAAGUUCUGCCGCCGAGGAUGAUGGACGAGUCGUCCGCAAGUAGGCCCGCCCCAUCCUCUCUGCCUCCUCCAGCCCUCUGGAAUCAACACCUCUGAUAGCCUGCUACUUUUCCCGACUUUCUCAGCUGCUGGGUCCGCCGCUUCCAGACCUCCUCCCUCCUCCCCCGUCCCCUAAUCCCCUGUCUCCUAAUCCCUUGCUCGGAGGGUGUGCGCUUUGGACAAAGAGGCCCCCAAAAGUGGGGCUGGAGGGCCUGGGAAACUACCUGGGUCUGUGAGAAGCGACCUUGGCUCACACUUUGGCCUCGGAAUCAGUGUUGAUCCUUGUAGUUGCCUCCUCCCUCUUCGGCACUCCACAUCUUCGCGGCGGAAGUUUGAGCCUCAGCGGUUCAAGGCAAAAAAAAUCUACGCAGAAAAAUAAACUGUACACCCAGCCGCCGCGCCCACUAACGGCUCCCACCUAAUCGCCCCACUGCUAGAACUUGAAUUUAAGGUUCAGAAGUUUGCUUCAUUACCUAGUCCCAACCCUGGCCCGCACUCCUACCCUAGAAACUCACUUUUUUUUUUUUUUUCAGUUUCAUCCCUUCUUUCGAGCUUCCCUUUGUGCCCUCGCCAGUCCCUAUGCAUUGGUUUGCUAGUAGGGAAAGGCUGGAGGUUCUGUUUUCCCGGUGCCUGUGAUGUCCCUGGGAAUCCCCGCUUCCCUGUGUAGACUCGCUGAAUAACUCUUUUGCGCACAGCCCCAUGCUCUGUUUUCUUGGAUUCCAAACAAGUGGCCAGAAGCUGUCUCUUAGAGUGGACUUGUAAGUACAAGCAAGGCUGGGCCAGUGGGGGAGAGCGAGGCGGGAGUGAGGAACGAUUGUAUCCGUGCUUGCCUUCGUGUCAGCACUCACCAAAGAAACUGACAACCAGUGGGAUGGGAGAACGGACUUCUGUUUGUGUAGGCUGGUGGCGAGUCUGCACGUUCUGGCAUCGCCACUUACCCACCCCGGGCCAUGCCCGCCAGCCAAGGUGUGCAUGCUGGGGACCCCCAGCGGCCUAAAGGUUCGCGCGCCUACCCAGCCAGCUGCUGUCUGCUUUGCACUUGGCGCGCGCGCGCGCGGAGAUGUAACCCAAACCAGAACCAUCCCUCCGCCUGCGCCGCGGAACGCGCAGAAGCGCGAAUAAACAGCACGGUUUGAGAAAGCGCGGGGAGCUAGGUCAGGCGGGAGGAGAGAGACCAGGGGAGGCAAAGAGGUGUUGGUGUCCGGCGCGCAGGCCGUCCUGCAGAUGACGCUCCCCGUGGAACCUGAGAGGGCAGUUGCAUCCACAGGAUGCAGACUCUUUCCGCCUAAUUCACCCCCUGUCCUGUUGGAUAGUAUAGUUCUGUUUA